GCACCCAAACCAAUGGACUCCUGUGUUCGAAUACUGCUUGUAACGCUUCCAGCGCAACCGCAAAUCAAUCCCGGCCUCCAAUUUGCCAAGCGCCUCAUCAAAAUGGGCAUUGACGUCACUUACGCAACAACGUUUUCCGCCGUCAAUCGCAUGACCAGAAGCACGACUACUCCACCAGGCUUGAACUUUUUCGGCUUCUCUGAUGGCAGCUGGGGAAUGGACAAACUCGACCAGUACAUGGAAGAGCUAAAGGGACGCGGAUCAGAGGCUGUAGCAAAACUCAUCACAUCUCAAGCUGAAGGAGGCCAGCCUUUCAUGCAUGUGGUUUACACCCCAUUUGUCCAUUGGGCAGGCCAGGUUGCACAUGAUCUUCGUGUGCCAUCCACUUUCGUUUGGAUUCAACCAGCCACCAUCCUGGAUAUUUACUACUAUUACUUGAAUGGUUAUGGGGAUUCCAUUAGGAAUAACAUGAAUGACCCAUCAUGGUCAGUUGAAUUACCAGGACUACCACCGGUAGCCGGCAGUGAUCUUCCCUCUUAUUUGUUGGCUUCAAACACCUAUAAUUUUGCACUUCAAUCAGUAAAAGAGCAUUUUGAGGUGCUUGAUGCCCAAAACAAUCCAAAAGUACUCGUAAACUCCUUCAAUGCUUUGGAGUCUGGAGCCCUAAGAGCAAUCGAGAAACUAAACUUGGUUGCUAUUGGACCGUUAAUCCCGUCGGCUUUCUUGGACGGAAAUGAUCCGUCAGACAAUUCUUUUGGAGGAGAUCUCUUUGACGAUUCAAGAGAAUAUAUCAAAUGGUUGGAUUCAGAGCCUAGCGACUCUGUUAUUUAUGCAGCCUUCGGAAGCUAUUCUCCAAUAGCCAAGCAACAGAUGGAGGAGAUAGCACACGGGCUGCUUGCUUGUGGAAGGCCAUUUUUGUGGGUGGUAAGAGCCACUGAAGACGAGAAGCUGAGUUGUAAAGAGAAAUUGGAACAACAAGGAAUGAUAGUGCCGUGGUGUUCUCAAGUGGAGGUUUUGUCACACCCAUCAAUUGGGUGUUUCUUAUCUCAUUGCGGGUGGAAUUCUUCUAUGGAGAGCUUGGUUUCCGGGGUUCCCGUUGUGGCUUUUCCGCAGUGGGCGGACCAAGUUACGAAUGCAAAGCUUAUUGAAGAUGCAUGGAAGACUGGAACAAGAGUGAAACCAAAUCUAGAUCACUUAGUCAAGAGUGAUGAGAUUAAAAGGUGCAUAGAAAUGGUGAUGGGAGGGGACGAAAUGAGGAUGAAUGCUAAGAAGUGGAAGGAUUUGGCAAGGGAAGCUGGUAAAGAAGGUGGAUCAUCGGACAAGAAUCUGAAGACUUUUGUUGAUGAGAUCAAGGCUAGUAAAGUUGAAUGAACUGUUCUUUGAAACUGGUCUAUUUGAUUGAUAGGGGUUGGUUCAUAACUCAUCUUCGUCGUUUUCUUGAGAGGUUGCAUUAUGUCAAUUUGUAUGAGCAAUAAGUGAAGUAUUCUUCCGCAGGUCCUCUCUUAA
This is a messenger RNA of Rhododendron vialii, 1506 nucleotides long. RefSeq names its product crocetin glucosyltransferase, chloroplastic-like. Bases 13 to 1371 code for a protein of 452 amino acids. Gene Ontology annotation, molecular function: UDP-glycosyltransferase activity. The transcript has a single exon. NCBI's taxonomy places the organism in Eukaryota, Viridiplantae, Streptophyta, Magnoliopsida, Ericales, Ericaceae. The record is from RefSeq and is a predicted model, not a curated record.